AUGGGGAAUCAAGGCUAUUGGAUACCAUCUAAACACUUGAAAGCUCAGGACUCUCAUAUAAUUUUAAGCACUUUUCCAAAAUCUGGCACUACAUGGAUAAAAACUCGUUGCCACUCACCCUCUCCUUGUAAUCCUCACAACCUUGUUCCUUUCUUUGACAUCCAAAUUUAUGGUGAUGGAAAUGAAAAUCCUAAUCUAGAAAACCUACCUAAUCCACAUACUUUUGCUACUCAUCUUUUAUUCUCACUAUUGCCACCAAGCAUCACAUAUUCCAAUAGCCGCAUCAUGUAUAUAUGUCAAAAUCCUUCGAAUGAGCUUAUCUCCUGUUGGUACUUUUUUACAAAUCUAUGUCCAAAGCACAAUGAGUCAAAUUCGAUUGAAGAACUAGUCAAGAUGUUUCAAGAAGGAACAUGUGGGUAUGGGCCAUUUUGGGACCAUGUUUUGGAGUAUUGGAAUAAGAGUUUGGAGAAAAAAGAUAUGAUUUUACUUCUUAAUUAUGAAGAUUUGAAAGAAGAUAUUAUAAGUCAAUCUAUUAAGCUAUCAGAUUUCUUGGGAUCACCAUUUUCUGAGAAAGAAAGAAAGAGAGGAGUGAUAGAAGAUAUAUCAAGAUUAUGUAGUUUCAGAAAUUUGAUAGAAUUAGAGGUGAACAAAAUUGAAGACCCUGUACAAGGAAUACCAAACAAUUUUCUUUUAGGAAAAGGGAGGUGGGAGAUGGGGUUAAUCAUCUAA
Messenger RNA from Thlaspi arvense, 729 nucleotides. The record is from the annotation of a GenBank genome assembly. NCBI's taxonomy places the organism in Eukaryota, Viridiplantae, Streptophyta, Magnoliopsida, Brassicales, Brassicaceae.